AUGGCAUUAGAAGUUGAACAGAGAAAAGCAUACGAGCCACCUUGUAAUGCUUUAUCCGAAACAGGAAAACGAGGACUUGGACCGGAAUUUAUCUAUCCAUUUAUUGUACUUUUCUUUGCUACUAUUCUUCGAAAAUUACUCAGGCACUAUCGUAUUUCUCUUCCAUAUACGGUAAUAUUAAUGCUUGUAGGUGCUGUUUUCGGUGGUUUUUAUCAAUAUGAUGUCAUCAAAAGAUUUACAUUCAUUGCUGAUUUAUCACCAGUUCAAAUUCUUUCCAUAUUUUUACCUAUUUUAAUAUUCGAAAGUGCAUUUUCAUGUGAUCCACAUAUUUUUAUCAAGUGUCUCGGACAAAUUCUUACAUUAGCUAUAUUAGGCUUCUUUAUAUCUGUGGCACUUACAACAUUGGCUGUUAUGUAUUGGUACGAAAAUCAGUACACAACUGAUGUGCAAACAUGUUGGACAUGGGACCAGGCUGUUUUAUAUUCAGCGGUUGUUUCAGCGACUGAUCCUGUUUCUGUUGUUAGUUUACUUAAAUCAAUGACGUCGUUAAAAACACUUUCAACUAUAAUUGAAGGUGAAUCUUUACUUAAUGAUGCAGCUGCUAUAACUAUUUAUACGUUAAUGAAAAAUUUAAUUUAUGAAGCAACUAAAUCUGAUAAAAAUCUUGUUGCACAACAAAAUCGAGCCACUCUUCUAGGUAUUAAUGCUGAACGAUGUGCUAAUGCGAUCCGAUUUCUUAUCAAACGUAAAAUAACUGCUGUUUAUCUUCUUCGAUUUGUGUUGAAAACGGUUGCCAUCGCUGUUAUCAUCGGUUAUGCAAUGGCUCAUAUAACAAUAUUUACUUUAUAUCGCAUUGAAGCCGGUGAAUUAGAAGCAUGUAUAACAAUUACAAUGUCUUAUUUUGUUUAUUUAACAUGUGAAGCUGUUGAAGCAUCAGGUGUUAUUGGCGUUGUGCUGCUUGGCUUAACAUUGAAUAUGAAUCGUUCUUGUUUUAGCGUUUCAGCAAUUCACAUAUCGAAACAAACAUGGGAAUUACUUGCUUAUAUAGCGAAUUCGCUUAUAUUCAUAACUGUCGGCGUUAUUCUAUUGAAAACAUAUAGCGAAAGUCAUAAAAUGCUAUCGCUACUGAGUUCAAUUCCGCAAUUACUAUUAAUCUAUAUUAUAUUAAUACUUGUUCGAGCCAUAAUGAUACUUUGUAUUCAUUUCAUAUUGAAACAUAUCGCAUAUGGUUUCACUUGGAAAGAUUCUAUUGUUACAAUUUGGUCUGGACUACGCGGUGGUGUUAGUCUUGUUCUUGCCUUGACACUUUUUAAUAGUAAAAUUAAAGAUAAAUAUCAAGCCGAUACAAUGCUUAUUCAUACAACAGCUAUUGUCUUUCUUACUUGUACAGUGAAUGCUUUGACAAUACCAAAUGUUGUUCAUAUUUUACGAUUAGACCAAACAUCGAUAUUAAUUAAACAAACAAUGAUUCAAAUAGUAAAAGAAUUAAAAAUAAAACAAAAUGAAAUGAUUCGAUAUUUGAAAACGAAUCCGAUCUUAGCUACAGCUGAUUGGCUUCUUGUACAAAAAGCGAUUCAUAUACAAUCACAGUUUCUUAACGAAAAAGAAGAAUUAACGAAAGAAAAUUUACUGCUAAGACGUCAUAUCGAUCAAAUAAAAUGUGAUAAUUGUCAAGUGCAUGUUACAAUACCGAUAUCAAAAUAUGAAUUUAAACAGACAUUGGAAGAUUGUCGAGUUCGAAUUUUAAGAUUGCAAAAGACACAUUUUUGGUUGAAUUAUUACAAUGGUCAAUUAUCAUCCUAUGGUCUUCAUACAUUAAAUUCUCUAUGCGAUAGAGCUAUUGAUACACCGAAAAAAUGUAUUGAUUUAAAAACUAUUAAAGCUUAUAUUGUUGGUAAAAGUCGAUUACGAUCUUUACUGAAUUUCAUACGUAAUUGUACACGAAAAUGGCAAAAAUAUUUGCCUUGGUAUUAUUCCAAAGUUCAAAAACGUCAACGUAGAACUAAUAUUAAUGAACAUGAAUCACGAAUAUCUAUUCUGCAAGUUCAACAUUGGUAUAUGAAAUUAUUUACGUGUUUGCCGAUUUCUUUUUCUAUUAUGCUUAUCGAAUGUGCGACUAUUGCAUAUCAACUUCAUACUAAUCUUUGUAAUAAACUAUUGAAUAAAAAUCUCGUCAAAUUAAAUUUAGCAUUAGAAAUUACUUCUAGUCUGCUAUUGAUAUUUGAUUUCAUGCAGAUCUAUUAUUGGUUCUAUCCGUACAUAAAACAGAAAUUUCAUAUUUCUAUUCUUCCUUGGCUAAUUCUUUAUUCAUUUGUUAUUACGUGUCGGUGUUUCAGUUGUAUCAUUUAUUUAAUCAUAUCAACAAGUGGACGAACAAAAAAUUUAUGCAUUAGUUUUUAUAUUCUAAAAAGUUUAAGUUUACUCGAGUGUAUUGUUCUUUGUUUAUUUCUUAUUGAACCACUUCAAUUAUUUGUCGAUUAUAUGCUCAAUCGAUAUGUCAGCAUUAGUUAUGAUAUUGGAUUAGCAUAUAUUUCUUCCGAAGAACAAGUUCUUAAAAUAAUACAUCGAUUAACAGAUAAUGGUAAAAACACUUAG
Rotaria socialis is the source of this 2595-nucleotide messenger RNA. The record is from the annotation of a GenBank genome assembly. NCBI's taxonomy places the organism in Eukaryota, Metazoa, Rotifera, Eurotatoria, Philodinida, Philodinidae.